Molecule: messenger RNA, 1488 nt
Organism: Rhizophagus irregularis DAOM 181602=DAOM 197198
Lineage: Eukaryota; Fungi; Glomeromycota; Glomeromycetes; Glomerales; Glomeraceae
Source: RefSeq, a predicted model, not a curated record
AUGAUGAAUUUGACUUUAUUUGUUAGCUUCUUUGUGUUAGGAGUUAUUGGAUGGGUUAUUUACAAAAUCUUUAUUUGGCCAUUUUAUAUAUCUCCUUUGAGAAAGAUCCCUGGUCCACCAUCCGAAAAUCCAAUUACCGGAAAUUUUAAAGAACUUACGACAGAAGAGUCUGGUUUUAGUGAACCACAACAUAGAUGGGUUAAAAAAUAUGGAAAUAUUGUAAAAUACCAUGGAUUAUUUAAUGAACCAACCCUUUAUAUCGCUGAUUCAAAAAUAAUCCAAGGAAUGACGUUAAGCAACACCUAUAAUUUUGUUAAACCUUUUAAUGCAUCUGCUCUUGCAAUUGCCGGUAUAGGUCUUUUUUUCGCGGAAGGUGAAAAUCAUAGGAGGCAAAGAAAAAUGAUGAAUCCAGCUUUCACUUACAGUAACGUCAAAGAAAUGGCACCAGCAUUUGUUCGUAUAACUUUAAUCUUAAAAGGUUUAAUCGAAAAUGAAGUAAAACUAGGAAAAUCUAACAUCAACCUUUCACCUUACCUCUCAAAAACUACUUUGGAUAUGAUUGGCAUAGUAGGAUUUAGCUAUGAAUUUAAUUCAUUAACAUCUUCAAAUGAAUUAGCAGCAGCUUAUGAAUCUGUUUUUAAUUUACCAGCGUCUAACUUGCGCAUUGCCAUAAGUCUUUUAGCAAAUUAUGUUCCACUUGUUAGACAAAUUCCAGUAGAUAUAAAUAAGAAAUUUAAAAAUGCGUGUGCAAUUAUUGAACGCGUGUCAAAGAAAUUAACUGAAGAAAAAUAUAAUGAAGCUAAAUAUGGUGAAUUGAAAGGAAAGGAUCUAUUAUCUUUGUUAAUCAAUAUCAAUAAAACAUUACCCGAUGAAGAAAAAAUAAAUGACACCGAAUUGAAGCAUCAGAUUAUGACAUUCUUAAUAGCAGGACAUGAAACGACAAAUGUUACAACUUGCUGGGCUUUACAUUUACUCGCACAACAUCCACAUGAGCAAGACUUAUUACGUGAGGAAUUAGUUAAAGCUUUUCCUGAUAAAUCAAAUUUCAAUCCUACAUAUGAUGAAAUUAAUUCUCUGGAGUAUUUAAAUUGCGUAACUAAAGAAACCUUAAGAUUGAACCCUCCAUUACCGACUAUUACACGAACUAAUCUUAAAGAUGAAAAUACUCCAAUAUUUAUUGGAGUUUCGGCACUUCAUAAAUCAACUGAAAUUUGGGGUCCAACAGCUGAUAAGUAUAAUCCAAAAAGAUGGCUAGAUCCUUCCUCAAUAAAAGAUGUAACAAAUCUAAAUUAUAUGCCUUUCUUUAAUGGUGCAAGAGGUUGUAUAGGCAGUAAAGUAGCCUUAGUUGAAAUUAAAAUAUUGUUAGGCAUGUUAAUUAGGAAUUUCGUUUUUCAACCAAUUGAAGGGCUUCACAUUAGAAGAAAAGUAUUUCCUACACCUAAACCUGAACCAUAUCUUGGAUUAGCUGUAUCUAUAGUUGAAUCUUAA